CGUUAUCACCUGCGAUUGGUGCUUUGGGCGGGAAAAAAAGACGCCGACAAGAGUCGCCGCCGCCGCCGAGCUCGUUUACACACGCGCAAUAUGCGUUUCUCAUCAUAAUUGUCGGUUGCGUAACGGACGGCAGUAUCGCCAGUGUCGUUUUCGUCAUUUCUCAGCCUGCCUAUCUCGUCGGACGUCUCAUUCCCGAGCCCUGAGUCUCCCUACCGAUUUGUCCUGGAGGUCUUGGAUUGACGCAGUGAAACAUACGCUAUAAUUUCUACGGUCGUCGUUUUUCACAUUCACCGGCUUAGAUCUCUAACCGUCCUCGCCGCCUUACAGCUUGUCAACGUCCGAAGUUUCUAGCAUCAAAUUAAGUAUCAAAAAUGGAAAUCGAAUUACUCGACAUGGAAAUCAUUGCUGAACAAAAUCCAGUCAACAAACUAAUCACUAAUACAAAACGCAAAUACGAUAUAAUCAUUUUUGGUGCUUCAGGAUAUACUGGAAAAUUUGUCGUUUUAGAAAUGGGUCGCCUUUCUCAAAUAUACAAUUUAACUUGGGCUGUUGCUGGACGUAACACUGCAAAUUUACGAAAUGUAUUAAACAGAUUGUAUCAAGAUGGUUAUGAAGAUAAAAAAAUUGAUGUUAUUUAUGCCAAUGUAUACGAUUUUGAAUCUGUAAUGAGAAUGGUUCAAAAAACUUCUGUGGUUAUAAAUUGUACUUCACCAUAUUAUAUAUAUGGAGAAGUAGUUGUCAAAUCUUGUGUUUUGACAUCUACUCAUUAUGUAGAUGUUACUAGUGAACCAUUAUUUAUGGAGAAAAUGGCAUUUAAGUAUAAUAAAAAAGCUGAAGAGAACAAUUCAAUAAUUGUUAAUGCACUUGGUAUGGAUGGUGUACCUGCUGAUCUUGGAAUAGAAUUUUUAUACAAACAUUUUGAUGGUAAAUUGAAGAAUGUUGACAUGUACAUGAAAAUUUAUCUAAGGUCAUUUGUGUUUGUUAGCGGAUUUUUCCAUCAAAGUGUUUGGAUAAGUGCUUUGCUGCAUUUGGCUUCUAAGACUCAACGACUAUUCUACCGAGAUUUGUUAGAUGAUUUAAUGGGAAUAACUAGAACACAACCAAAUGUUUCCAAGAUAUUGCAUUAUCAGCAAAUGAGUAUGCUGAGUGAUACCAAAUAUUGGUGUUUGGCUUAUCCAGAACCAGAUCAAUCUGUUGUUGCUAGGUCAAUACAUCAUGCCAAGACCGUAGAAAAUUUACCUUAUAAUUUCAGUGCUCGACGUUAUAUGGUUAUUAAUGGUUUGAUACCAGCUCUUAAUGUUUUGUUCAUCUUUUUUUUUCUGUCAUUCUUGGUCAUAUUUGAACCUAUUAGAAUUCUUCUGAUGCGUUUUUCAUAUUUCUUUACGGGUGGAUUGGUAUCAAAAGCUGGUCCAGGUGAAAAGUUAUCAAAAAACUUAUCUAUGACAUUUUCUCUGAUUGGUUACGGGACAACAUCCGUCAAGUUUCCUACUACUGAUGAUAAGGAGGGAACAACUCAAAAAAAUAUUACCGCCACAAGAAAAACUAUUGUUCAAAUUGAAGCUGAAAACCCAGGUUAUGGAUUCACUAGUAAAGCUGUUAUAUUGGGAGCGAUAACUAUAUUAAAAGACCAAAUGAAUAUUCCUAAAGGGGGUGUUUUAACACCAGCAGCUGCAUUCCGUAAUACUCAAUUUAUAAAUCGUUUAAUAAAACAUGAUGCUGCAACUUUUCAAAUCGAGUCUGACUUGGUUACAUACAGUGAAGAAAAAAAAUAAAUUCAUGUCAUUUGGUUGAUUUUAGUCUUUUGUAGUAUUUAAAUUGUAUUUUAAUAUAGUUCUAAAAUUAAUUUUUUUCAUUUUA
Melanaphis sacchari is the source of this 1857-nucleotide messenger RNA. RefSeq names its product saccharopine dehydrogenase-like oxidoreductase. The record is from RefSeq and is a predicted model, not a curated record. Gene Ontology annotation, biological process: glycolipid biosynthetic process. Gene Ontology annotation, cellular component: lipid droplet; plasma membrane; mitochondrion. Lineage: Eukaryota; Metazoa; Arthropoda; Insecta; Hemiptera; Aphididae. The transcript has 10 exons. Bases 372 to 1772 code for a protein of 466 amino acids.